Molecule: messenger RNA, 9260 nt
Organism: Clupea harengus (Atlantic herring)
Lineage: Eukaryota; Metazoa; Chordata; Actinopteri; Clupeiformes; Clupeidae
Gene: ralgapa2
Product: Ral GTPase activating protein catalytic subunit alpha 2
Biological process (GO): regulation of small GTPase mediated signal transduction; positive regulation of GTPase activity
Cellular component (GO): nucleus; cytoplasm
Molecular function (GO): GTPase activator activity
Source: RefSeq, a predicted model, not a curated record
AAACCACUCUCACGUUACGAGACCUUGCGCUUCCGUGUUUACACACCCACGACAAGGAGGAGACUUGCGCACAGUGCAAGUUUACCAAGCAAUCAUAGUGCAAUUGCGGGCAAAGUGACACAUAGUAGACUGAAUGGUAAAAGGAGGAGAAUUCAGGUUCCACAAUUGCCUUCUACAGCGGAAUGUUCACUCGAAGGGGCUAUGGAGACGUCAAGAAAUCUACACAGAAAGUUCUGGACCCAAAGAAGGAUGUUUUAACGCGGCUAAAGCAUCUUCGUUCACUACUAGAUAUCACUGAGAAGACUGAACUGAAGACUUUCUUUGAAAGCAACUGCUCGCAGAUUUAUUUUAUCUUCUAUGAAAAUUUCAUUACACUGGAAAGUAACUUAAAACAAAAAGGGAACAAAUCGCAACGGGAGGAGCUGGACUCUAUCCUGUUUAUUUUUGAAAAAAUUCUUCAACUUCUACCCGAAAAAAUCUACGGUCGAUGGCAGUUUCACAGUAUAGGCUCUAUUCUCAAGAAACUUUUGCACACUGGAAACUCUUUUAAGAUUCGCUGUGAAGGGAUCCGUCUGUUCCUGCUGUGGCUGCAGGCGCUGCAGACUAACUGUUCUGAAGAGCAGCUCCUCAUCUUCGCCUGUCUGGUGCCAGGGUUCCCCGCCGUGGGCUCCUCACGAGGCCCAUGCACACUGGACACCAUCAUCUACAACCCCUUCUCCAACCCUUCUGAUGCCAAGGUCGUGCCUGAAGAGAUCACACCGCUGGUGCCCGCCACUCCUGGGGAGAAAGUAGCUGAUGAUCAGACGUGCUACGUCCUCCAAACGGUCCUCAAGUUCAUGGUUGUCCAGGCGUCGAGUUUAGAGUGGAAGAACCGAGAGAACCAGGACACGGGUUUCAGGUUCCUCUUCUCCCUCUUCAAGAAGUACUACCUGCCCCACCUCUUCCCCUCCUUCACCAAGCUCACCAACCUCUACAAGCCUUUACUAGACCUGCCCCACCACCGCCCCAAGCCGCUGUACGUGCCGGUGACGCGGAACAAUGAGAGCACCUUCUGCACGCGUGACCAGUACCUGGCCCCCCGCGUGGCCUUCAUCACCUGGCUGGUCAACUUCUUCCUGGAGAAGAAGUACGUCAGCUCGGCCACCCCCAGCACCAAGAACGGAGGCGAGGUCAUCCCCAAGCUCAUCCAGACUGUUACUGCGGGCAGUGUCGGUCAGGAGCGGGGCUCCAUAUCGGAGACGCUGGAGCCCAACGGGCCGAGCAGCAUGGGCAGCGAGCCGGAGAAGAGCCACUCCAACAGCAGCACGCUGACGGAGCGCAGGGCCAGCACCUCCAGCCUGUGCAGCGUGGAGGAGGAGCACCGCGCCGUCUACGACAUGGUGCACUGCAUCCUGCUGUCCACGCGCGACAACGUCAACUUCGUCAACGAGGUCUUCCACCAGGCCUUCCUGCUGCCGUCCUGUGAGGUCUCUGCCAUCCGCAAGGUCAUCAAGGUCUACAGGAAGUGGAUCCUGCUGGAGAAGCCGCCCUUCAUGACGGAGCCGGACAAGAGCGCCCUGGUGGAGGAGAGUGAGGACCUGAGUCCAGUCAUGACGGAGGUGGACAGCUCACACACACAGAUGCUGGAGAGUCACGGGCACAAGCGUUCAUCCAGCUGGGGGCGCUCCUACUCCUUCAGCAGUGCCAUCACCCGAGGCAGUCUGACCGAGGAGCAGAACAUCAACAUCAAGGCUGGCAUCCAGCCCACGCUACAGGUGUUUCUGACUAACUCGGCAAAUGUGUUUCUGCUUGAGCCGUGCCACGACGUGCCCAAGCUGCUGGACAACCAGGUGGAGGUGUGCCGAGCUGUGCUCAGCAUCUACCGACACAUGAUCAUGGAGCUGAGCAUGAACAGGCAGACAUGGGAGCAGAUGCUGCAGGUGCUGCUGCGGGUCACGGAUGCUGUGAUGAAGAGGCCGCAGGAGGGCGACAAGAGAGAUGUCUUCGCUCAGAACCUCGCCGGGGUCCUCUUCCGAACCAUCAUUGUGGCGUGGGUUCGGGCCAACCUGAGCGUGUUCAUCUCGCGGGAGCUCUGGGAUGAGCUUCUGCGUGUGCUGUCCUCGCUCAGCCACUGGGAGGAGCUGGUGAGCGAGUGGGCCAGCAUCAUGGACUCCCUCACCGUGGUGCUGGCCCGCUGUGUCUACGGCCUGGACCUCAACAACCUGCCCCUGGACAAGCUCUCCGAACAGAAGGAGAAGAGACAGCGUGGCAGGGGAGUGAUCCAUGACUCCCAGAAGGCUGCGGCUGCGGCGGCGGCGGUGGCUCGCUCCUUCUCCCUGAGCUGGAGAGGUAACGGGGAUCCGCCCGCCACCCAGGAGCCCAUGAGGUUCCGCAGCGCCACCACCACCGGGGCGCCCGGCGUGGAGAAGGCCCGCAACAAUGUCCGGCAGAAGGCCUCGGCUAAGCGAAGCCAGUCUAUCAGCAACUGUGUGCACCUUUACGAGGCUUUGCCCACUACUAAAAGUGUCCCUAUGCUCCUCCACACUGUCAGCUCUUUCUUGCCUGGUAUCACUUCCAACUCUCUCUCUCACAGGCUCUCAGAUCUUGAGGAGUGCCAGGUGUCGGAGAGCGGGGGCGAGGGGGAGGCGGAGAGCCCUCUGCACCGCAGCAGCAGCACGUCAGACAUCACCCAGCAGCUCACCAACUCCUUCCCAGGUCAGCGGAGAGAGGACUCCCCUAACAUGGGCAGUGCUGACGGCAGGACCUCUGUGUCUGAGAGCGGCUCCAUCGGCAGGAGAGACAGCGGGCCCCCUGCAAUUCUUAUUCGACGGAGCAGCAGUCCAUCUGAAGAGCACUCGGAGACCCAGCCCAUGUUUGUGAGGACCAAACUUCGGGAGAAAAGUGAGAGCAUAAGCAGUGAGACGUCCAACGGCUACCUCAACGACGCCGAUGUGAGCCUGCUGGCCUGGCAGGCCUUCGAGGAGGAGCCCGACUCGCCUCCACCCAGCGACCUGAACUCAGAUCACCAGCGCAGUCUCCUGCUCAGCCACACGGAGGCGCUAGCAGGUUCCGAGUGUCCCCUCCCCCCCCAUUCCCCACGUCCCCCUGCCUCGCCAGCUUUGCUGGUGCCCACUGGUUACCGUGACGGCACCCAGCUGCUGGAAGACGCCAUGCAAACCGCCCUGAACAUGCCAGAGGACCUGGACAGUAGCGAGUUCUUGGCAGACGAUGUCAGCAUCAUCGCCGGGGGCAGCCUGACGGGAUGGCACGCCGACUCCGCCUUCGUCCUCUGGAGGAGGAUCCUGGGAAUCCUUGGGGAUGUCAAUGCCAUCCAGUGCCCCCGCAUUCACGCCAAGGUCUUCGGCUACCUCUACGAUCUUUGGCACAAGUUGGCAAAGAUAAGAGACAACCUGGGCAUCAGCGUGGACAACCAGUCCUCCCUCCCUCAACCCGUCUUCAUUCCCCCUUUACUCAUUCUGGCAUCCUGGAUGUUUAAGGCCACCAUGCUGCCAUCAGAGUUCAAGGACGGGAAGCUCCAGGCAUACAGACUGAUCUGUGAGAUGAUGACCAAACACCAAGACGUUCUGCCCAACAGGGACUUCCUGGUCCACCUCUACCAUGUCAUGCACAAGGGCUUCACCAGCGAUGACCAGGAUGUGUUGAACACUGUGAUCAGGUGGUGCUCUCCCCGCUUCUUCUUCCUGGGUCUGCCGGGUUUCACCAUGCUGGUGGGGGACUUCAUCACCGCGGCCGCUCGUGUCCUCAGCACCGACUCCUUCGAGGCUCCGCGGAUAGAAGCGCAGACGGUCUUGGGAUCACUGGUGUGCUUCCCCAACCUCUACCGGCAGAUCCCUUCGCUCAUGUCCACACCGGGCUCCGAUGACAUUGUGAUCGGCGAAGAGGACAUUAAGGACUUUCUGGUGAAUGUAUUACUGACGACCGCCCGCAGCGAGCCCAGCGAAGGAGCCAGGUGUAUAGCCAUCUGUAGCCUGGGCAUCUGGGUGUGUGAGGAGCUGGUGCAGCAGGAUAUCCCCCAUCAGGUCAAAGAUGCCAUCAACGUCCUGGGGGUCACACUGAAGUUUGGGAAUAAAGCUGUGGCCCAGGUAGCCUGUGAUGUGUUCCAGCUGUUCAUCUGCCACUGGCAGCACCUGCAGAGACUGGAGCAGUCUCUCCCAAAGAGAAUCAUUGAGAUCUUUGUGGCCACUAUAGCUUUCCUCCUGCCCAGCGCUGAGCAUUCAACAAUGGAGGCAGACAAAAAGCUGAUGGUGUCUUUGCUGCUGUGCCUGCUGGACUGGUGCAUGGCCGUCCCCCUGGGCACCCUGCUGGAGCCUAUCACCAUGCCCGUCCUGGAUGACCCCGCGGCCCACAACACCCCUCUGCUGGACUACAUCUACAGGGUGCUUCAUUGCUGUGUCUCGGGAUCCAACCUCCACACCCAGCAGAGCCACUACCUCCUCAGCCUGGCUGAUAUCUCCACCGACUAUGACCCCUUCCUCAGUCUGGGUCAAGUCAAGAGCACGGAUCCCCCACCGGUGCACUCCAGUGCUGGAGACUUUGGCAGCUUGCUCACGGUGGCUGAAGAGAAGAAGAGGCGGAACAUGGAACUGAUACCACUGACUGCCCGAAUGAUCAUGACGCACCUUGUGAACCACUUGGGCCACCAUCCACUCAGUGGUGGCCCUGCACUUUUACACAGCCUCAUCAAUGAAAACCACGACAACCCCUACGUGGAGUCUUCUGAACUGUCCUCCGACGUUUUCAAGAGCCCGAACCUGCAGCUCUUUGUUUUCAAUGACAGUACGUUGGUGUCAUACCUCCAGAUUCCCUCGGAGAGCUCAGGCACAGUGCCUGGCGUUAACAGUCAGCCCAGGGACAACUCUGCACCCUCCUCUGAAGUCCGCGUCAUUGUGCGUGACAUUUCGGGAAAAUACUCUUGGGAUGGUGGCGUCCUCUACCGGACGUUUGAGGGACGACACAUCCCACAUGUUGGUGGAGAUGAUCCUGCCGACCACGUCAACCUCUCGCCGCUUUCUACAAAACAGACCUCUCAAGGGGAACCUUCCCCUUGGAUGUCUGAGAUUGAGGAUGAGGAGGAUGAAGGCGUGGACGUGUUGGACCAGCUUCUGGAGGAGCUGGGCCACAGCAGCCCUGAGUGUCUACCCCAGCCUCGUCUGAAGCUCACUCAGCCCGCACCCUCGCCCCUGGGCAUGAAUCUGGAACAAGAGGCUUCCAUCAUGGAGGCUAUCCAGCGACAGGCUUUACAGGAGGAAGAGGAAUUGGCUAGAAGAAAAUGCGGAGACCCCAGCAUCAGGGCUGCUCGUCAGAAGGAGCCCACGUACCAGGAGCCCAAAGCUCCCUUUUAUUUCUGCAGACUGCUACUGAAUGACCUGGGCAUGAACUCAUGGGACCGCAGGAAAAGCUUUCAUCUCCUGAAGAAGAACUCCAAGCUCUUAAGGGAACUUAAGAAUUUGGAUUCAAGGCAAUGUCGAGAGACGCACAAGAUUGCCGUCUUCUACAUUGGUGAAGGACAGGAAGACAAGUGCUCGAUCCUGUCCAACGCUGAAGGCAGUCAAGCCUACGAGGACUUUGUGUCCGGACUGGGAUGGGAGGUGGACCUGGCCACGCACUGUGGCUUCAUGGGGGGCCUGCAGAGGAAUGGCAGCACGGGCCACACGGCCCCCUACUAUGCCACAUCCAACGUGGAGGUCAUCUUCCACGUCUCCACCCGCAUGCCGUCUGACAACGAGGACUCGCUCACCAAAAAGCUUCGUCACCUGGGAAACGACGAGGUCCACAUCGUGUGGUCCGAGCACACCAGGGACUACAGGCGCGGGAUCAUCCCCACCGACUUUGGAGAUGUGCUCAUCGUCAUCUACCCCAUGAAGAACCACAUGUUCUUCAUCCAGCUCAUAAAGAAGCCGCAGGUUCCGUUCUUUGGGCCUCUGUUUGAUGGUGCCAUCGUCACGGGAACGCUGCUGCCCAGUCUGGUGCGUGCCACGUGCAUCAAUGCCAGCCGAGCGGUGAAAUCCCGUCUCACUCUCUACCAGAGCUUCUAUGAGGAGCGGGCACUCUACCUGGAGGCUAUCAUUCAGAACCAUCGUGAGGUCAUGACCUUUGAGGACUUUGCUGCCCAGGUGUUCUCCCCGUCUCCUAUGUACUAUACAAUGAGUACCACAGGAUCCCUGAGCGGCAGCACCAGCGCCGAGAUGCCCGUCACCACGGCGACCGCCGCCACUGCUGCCGCCGACUCCACCGACCAGGUCUCUCCGACGAUGCCACGCGCCACAAAGAACAGAGUGUCCGGGAAGCUUCGCCGCUCUGCCAGCGCCAUCAGCAAAUCCUCCAACUGAGCCCUCUCACCCUCGCCCAAACUCGCCCACAGUGUCCCUCCAACUGAGCCCUCGCCCCCUCUCUCCCUCGCCCAAACUCACCCACAGUGCCCCUCCAACUGAGCCCUCACCCAAACUCACACACAGUGUCCCUGCCAAUAACAACCUCAACCAUCAACAAGGCUGCAAUGUUCUUUUUUGUGAAAAUAUUCUAAUGUGUUUUUUUUGUUUUGAUUUUUUUUUGUGUGUGUGUGUGUUUUUUUGUUUGUUUGUUUUUGUUCUUGUUGUUCUACACUGGUCACAACUAACUGGAAAUGAUAAAUGGAUUAUUGCUGCCGUGGACGUCUGGUGCCCAUGUGUAGACGAGGUUGUACCACUACCACACUAAUGUGAGUGGAUUGAGAGGAACAUGUUAUUCAGACAUAUUUUUUAUUUUGACAGCAUCAGUGAUAUUUCAUGAUGAGCGGAAAUAUCACAAGCUAGUCAAGUAAGGAAGAAAGAAAUGUCUUUUUUUUUUUUUUAAGAGAUGACUGCAGUUUCUGUGCCGUAGCUGGACUGCUGGUAGCAUACGCUGCUGUUGAACUGCAAUACUUCAGACACUACGGAGAGAACUAUGGGAAAAUCUGCUCGGUACCACUUUGUGAAUGUGUGUGUUUGUGUGUGUGCUUGUGAAUAUGAAUGUGUGUGUUUGUGUGUGUGCUUGUGACUAUGAAUGUGUCUCUGAGCAAGAAAACACUUGUUGGUCAACAUACCAAGAGCUGAAGCAGUCUCUGUAUGUCAACAAGAGUGUCCCUGUUAAUAUGUGAGUGAACUCAUAUUAGUGUGUAAUGGGACAAUGCAUAUGUUGCCCGCUUUAUGGAAUGGUCGUCGCAUGGUCUGCAUAAUGAUCCGAUUCUUCUAGAAAGUUGAUGAAGUUUUCCAAUGUAAUGCUAAUGUCCACAGAGGGGAAAUCACUAACUCUAACGGAAAUGAAUCUUCGUUUCAGUUCAUGCUGUCAUUUACUAUUUUAAUUUAGUUACAUUCAUUAUUAUCGCUAUUUUCAUUUUUGCUGCCAAUUUCAUGCAUUUUUGCUGCAAGGAAAAAAAAUCAAGAGUGCAACUAUCAGUCAUUUUUCUGUGGUGUUACGAAGGAAAUGUAAACUUUGUUCAAAACCUGUAGAUUUAAAUUAUGUGUACUUGUCUGUUCCAUUGUUUCAUGUGAUUUCUGCUCGACAUUCCAAUGUGUCCAGAGGUGUUUUGAACUCUGUUGACAAUAAUGUAGGAUAUACAAGAUGUUUGUCCUCUCGCCCAUGAUGUGGUCCCUUCUCUCUCAAAUGUACAUUGCUUUAAAUUUUAUCUGAUGAUUUGUUUUUGUUUCUUGUUGUAUGUACAGAGUAAUAUUUGCUGAUGUUUUUGCCAUUUAACUAGAUGUGUACAUGAGCUGAAUUGAUGUAAUUGCCACUGGAGCCUCAGGUGAUUCUUAACUCCGUGCACUGGUGUGUGUGUGUGUGUGUGUGUGUGUGUGUGUGUGUGUGUGUGUGUGUGUGUGUGUGUGUGUGUGUGUGUGUGUGUGUGUGUGUGUGUGUGUGAGGGAGAGAGAAGGACCUUGUCAGAGUAAAUGUGUAAUACCUGUCCACCCCAAUUGCCUCCUGCACUUUCAUUCAUUCAUUCAGCCAUUAAGCCGAGGCUAUUUGAUUUAGUUGCUUUAUUAAAUGCAUACACUUGUUCUGAAGGCUGGCCUCAUACCGCUCAUCUUUGUAAAUUAGGGAGACAUGGGGGGUGGGGAUGGAGAUUGCACACAUGUGAAACCGAUAAAAUGAGCUGCUGCUGUUUUGUUGCCACAAAGGCCCUUCUGCUCCGCGGCUACUUGUGAUCUCUGCAAACAUUUCAUGCGAGCAGAUGGAGUGGCUUUUGGAAUGCCCCUUGCGUUUUUCCAGGAGUCUCUCCGUUCUGAUUUGAUGCUGAAUUGGAAUGAAAGCGCACCUGCUCCUCGUGGCUGCACCCGCCUCUGUCCCGGUGCCCUUACCAUGCCACCAGGGGGGUUGGAGGACAUGCCAGUGCUGAGCUCUCUGCGUCCUCCUAGCAACCGGCACGCUGGCGCUGCCAGCGAACCCCCCCCCCCACACACACACACACACACACACACACACACCCCAGCCCUACUCAUCUACGCACACUCUCCCUCACGCACACACUCACACACCUAUUCCCUUAGUGAUCCAAGCCAGCAGGGAGGUUGUCAUGGUGGCCAGGUGUUACGUGCUCUGUAAGCUCCACCUGAGCUGCAACACCACGCAUGUUGCACUAAUUUGCCUUACCUGAUCAUCUGUUCUUUCUGUCGUUGGUGUUUUUUUUUUGUAUCUUUGUCUCUUCUGUCAUGUUUCAUGUUUUGAGGUGUUCAUUUUCUUUUCCAAGCACUGAUAAAUAACAUAUGAGGCAUGCUCUUCGUGGCAGAUCUGAAGGAAGAUUUUUGUUGUUUGUUUGUUUGUUUGAGGAAUGUAUGCAAAUAAUGAACCCAGAUCAGUCCGAUAUUUCACCCACCUUGCAGCAGCCAUUCAGAAGACACACUCUUCUCAUUGCCGGCCGAUGUUCCUACUGAGUGUUGAUGUGAACUUUCUAGAAGUCUGAUAGAUUUGGAACAUGAUGGUGGUUGUCAAAGGUGACUCGGUCCAGACCUGGAAGAUGUCUUAAUUCCAGCUGGCUUUACUUAUGUGAAGUGACAGAGCUAGUGUUCAUUGUUGAUUUUGGUUUAGGAACCCUGUACUGUGUGUCUUUUGGGAGGGUUGUCAUCCUAAUGGAUAUAAAUAUAUUAAUGCCUGUAAUAUAAUCUUUGUAAAAGAGGGAGUGGGGGGGGAUUGAAGAUUUCAUCAUCACUUGUUAACAUAUCAAACUUUUUAAUGAGAAAAAAAAAUCUUGUUCUCUUUAUUAGAAAUGUGAAAAUUUAAAACAUUUCAUUAAAUCAAUUUGAAAUUCA